GAAUCCAGUAGGAAAAAUAGUAACGUGUGCCGUUGGCUUAAGUUUCCCGUUAAAACUCUGCCGGCGAAAGCGUGCGCUGUUACUAGGAAAAUUAUGAAGCGGAAUGUCGAGUGGGUCAUUCGUGAAAUGAAGGAAUCCGAAUGUAAGCGCUGGAGACAAUCGUGGAACACGUGUCGCAAUUUAACUUACAACUUGCAUCUCUCGACUCGACGGAGUCGAACCGAGCCCUACAGAUUCUGAGAGCUUCAGGUAUCUUGAGAAUAUUAUCUCUUUCGUGCUGGACAGAUUGAGCGUUGUAUAUUAGCAAUAAUUUGUAUAGGAAAGCUGCGAUGUGCGCAUUGAAUGCCUUGUUAACGUAUAACCAGUUAAACACAAAAGCUUUUCGUAGAUGGGUGCACAUUAAGAAAAUUACGCCCAAAGAAGUCGCAAGCUUAGCUAUGCUGGACUGCUUGACCAGUGAUGAAGAUGAGAUAAAGAGCGAACUUGGACUUUCAAUCGAUAUCUCUAAAUACGACGUUACUUCGUUGUGUCUGCGUAAAGUCAAAAGUUUACUGGAGGAACAGGUCGCAUUUGCAAAUGGCGUGGCAGCGGUUCUGGAAAAAUUGAGGCAGCUACAGCCGAGUGAUCAAUAUGUACACACGAUGCAGUUAUUAGGGUAUUAUUUCUUAGAUUUCAAUUACGAGAGCUCUAUUCUGGAGUACUACGAGCAAGCUAUACAUAAUUUGAAGCAGAAAAAGUCGAUCUCCGUAGCUGUUCUGUGCUUGGAAGCUAAUUUAAGUCUUUUUACCUUUUGCCCAUUCUACACCUAGGGAUGAUCCUACUUUUACCACAUCCGAUACCCCUU
Molecule: messenger RNA, 844 nt
Organism: Vollenhovia emeryi
Lineage: Eukaryota; Metazoa; Arthropoda; Insecta; Hymenoptera; Formicidae
Exons: 2
Coding region: 330-809 (159 amino acids)
Source: RefSeq, a predicted model, not a curated record